Messenger RNA from Marmota monax (woodchuck), 1437 nucleotides. Its product is annotated as putative protein FAM90A26. NCBI's taxonomy places the organism in Eukaryota, Metazoa, Chordata, Mammalia, Rodentia, Sciuridae. The record is from RefSeq and is a predicted model, not a curated record. Bases 1 to 1437 code for a protein of 478 amino acids. The transcript has 4 exons.
AUGUCAGCAUCUGAGGGAAUGGGACCUGACUUGAAGAACAUGAGACAGUCGGCAGAGCAUGCCUCACAGCCUCUGGCCCCGAGCAUCCUUCAAAUCCAGAAUAAGAAGCACCAGCAGAGGGGAGCUGUGGGGCACAGGGCUCCUCCCCCUGAAGAGGAGGACCCCAGGCUGAAGUGUAAGGACUGUGGGGCUUUUGGACACACUGCGAGGAGCAGAAGAUGCCCCAUCAAGUGCUGGGAUGGUGCGCUGGCCCCACAACCCUUGGGCCCAAAGAAGGAGAAGGAGAACCAGGCACCAAGCAAGCCUAGGAAUCUCCAGAACACAGGGGCCUGUGAGCAGCCAGCCAGAAUGAAGGGCCAGGUGCAGAGGCAAGAAGAGGAACGGGGAAAGGCUCUACUCCAGACAGGGAGUUCCCAUAGGAGACCCCAGGAGAGGCAGCAACCCAAAUGGAAGGAAGAGACAGAACCCAGUGCCUACCUAAGGAAACCCAGCAGGCCACUGCCCGUCCACACGACCAGGACGAGGUGUGUCCUGGGCUCUGGGUUUGAGAGUCAACCUUGUGUCCAGAGCUCGGAUGAGAGUCUCACCUUCACUAGCGCACAUCCCUUUCAGAGACCCAAAUGUGGACUCCACUCAGGUCCCGGGAUCCAGAAAAAACAGGAUGUGAGCAUUCCUGGCACCAUCCAGCUGGCAGCAAGGCACUCAGGGCAGAACCCUGGCCUCCUUGGGAAGAAAGCACCUGAAACACCAGAGGUUGUCUCCUCUAAAGUUGCCCAGACUUCUGCCCAAAUUCUCGGAGGGGGCCAUGUGCUCCACCCUCCAUCACUAGCCAGGUGUCCUGAUGUGAGCAAAGAGCCCUGCCUGCAGCCUGCAGCAUGUCCACAGGGCCAGGGCCACAAACUCAGCCUCCAGGCCCCAGGCAAGAGACAAGCUCAGGUCCACAUCCAGACUGGCCAGAACGCCCCAAAGAAACUCAGGCUGGGGCACAGUCUCAUUCCACGGGGGAACACCUGCAGGCCAGGCUCGGAGGCUAGGAAGUCUCUGCCUGCUUGGCAAGAUACAAGUGGUAUCGGACUAAAAGGGUCACCCCAGGUGACCAGAAAAUCUCCAGCCCAUGAUUCCAGCAUGGAUCUUCGCCCUCCCAAGGAAAGCCCUUUCCUGAAUCCAGUCGAGCCGUGCACCAAAUCGAGUCCACCAGCACCCAGCUGUGUUCCCCGACAGCCCCUCCGAAUGCUCUUCAAGAGAAUGCACAAGAACUGGUGGAGAUCCAGGUUCAUUGCCGAUCUCCCUUCCUCUCCCACUGCAAAGACCAGUGCUCUUGCUGACACUCCUCCCUAUCUUGAUGAGUCGGAGAUUCCCAGCUCCCAUGAGCCAGUGAGUGUCCUCUAUGAAGACCUUCAGGUGUCGUCCUCCUCUGAGGACAGUGACAUGGAGUGA